CAACUAUCUCAAUGAUGAAACUGGGUUGCUAGUAGCUCGCACUGAACUACAACGACGCGCUGAAUACAUGCGAUAUGUAAACGAGCAACUCCGUGCCUGUGGUCAGCUCCGUGGGGACCACCCUCUCAUUCGGCUGAUCCAGCAUUGCCUGCACAACGGUCCUCACAAACGCCCGAGCAUUCGUGAGGUGCUUCGUCUGUUGGAAGAGGCCAGAGCUGGUGUUGGAGAUGAAGGGAGUGAGAGGAACAAACGUGAACUGGUACGAGCUCUUCAGACCCAGCCCAGGAACCAGAAUUUGGAGCGUGUUCUCCGAGACCUGGUGAUAGAGAAUGCAGAUCUCCAGUCCCGUGUGCAGGCUAAAGACAUGGAGUUAGUUGCAGCACAGCAGCAAUUGAGACGUAAUGAAGAACAUUGGCAAGCAACUGAGAGGGAGAAUCAGACACUCAGACAAUAGCUGACAAGAAAAGUAUGAUUUGGAUGACUGCCACUCUCUCUGAUUUCUGCAGGAGACAGAGCUGACAGGAAAUAAAGCAGAGCUGACGAGAAAGGAGGCAGAGAUGACGAGGGCAGAGGAGACUAUCAGGAGAGAGCAGCAGCAGAUUCAGGAGAUGAGACAGAGAGAGACUGAGUUAGUGCAGGCCACAGAUAGGGAGAUAGCUCUGCUUCAGCAUCAACUAGGGGAAAAGUCUUACACAUGUCAGGUCAAUGGACCUGGUCUAACAUCAGCCACAGUCAACCAACCAACACACGUCCUAGUCCAACUAACUGACUCUAGCGGUAGACCAUACUCACUUCCACUGAAUGUCACCGCACAACUUGAGCUCGUUUCAAAAGCCACACCCACAAAUCAACCUGAAGCCACACCCACUAGUCCACCCGUAGUGACUGUCACCGACAAAACGAUGCCCAGUAGUAGAUGGCCGUGGUCUAAAAAACCUCCCUCCCAAUACGAGGUGUCGUACACACCAGUCAGUCGAGGCCAACACAAACUCCACGUUGAAGUCAACGACAGAGAAAUCAAUGGCAGCCCCUUCACUGUGACCAUGUACCCUGACCCCAGACAACUAGGCCACCCAGUGAGGACUGUAACUGGAUUGAACCUUCCAUAUGGCAUUGCCUUCAACAGUAAUCAGGAGAUGAUUGUCAGUGAAUGGGGUGGUCAUAGAUUGUCUAUCUUUGACAUCAGAGGACAGAAAAUUCCAACAUUAGGAUCACGUGGUGACAGUCCAGAUCAGAUGAUACACCCUGCAGGCAUAGCAACUGAUGAUACGGACAAUAUUUAUGUGAGCAGUUGGCACAAGCUGCAGAAGUUCACUAGCAGUGGUGAACUGAUCAAAUGUAUUGGUCGGAGGGGCAGAAAGGAGGGGGAGUUUGAUGAUCCACGUGGAGUGACACUGUAUGACAAUCAAGUGUAUGUGUGUGAUUGCAAUAACCGUCGCAUUCAGGUGUUUGACCUCGACUUGAACUUUGUCCGAUCCAUUGGCUCACAUGGCAAAGGAAGAUGUGAGUUCAAUGCACCAGUUGAUGUCAAAUUUGACACUGCCGGGAACAUGUAUGUAGCUGAGUUUAGUAAUGGGAGAGUGCAAUUAAUGGACACCAGUGGCCAAUUCAUACGAGUAUUUGGUCAGGAAGGAGAGGGAAAACUGUGUGGGCCAUCAGGUCUUCAUAUUGCUUACAAGUAUGUGUAUGUGUCUGAUUACAGUGGUGAUUGUAUUGUAGUGUAUGAGACCUCAGGUCAGUUUGUCACCUCAUUUGGAAGGCGUGGUCAGAAAGAGAGAGAGUUUCGUGGUCCAUACUGUAUCACCUCUUGUGUUGAUGGUUUUAUGCAUGUAUGUGACUUUGGUAACUGCAGAGUUCAGAUAUUCUAGAACACCCAAUGCUACUGUAACCAUACAUUUUAUCAUAACAGUCGAUCUCUAGACCACCCCCUUUUCCAACCACUUGUUACUCUCCUUAACACGUCUUCAGACACAUUAUUUAACAACAAUGCCUUAUUAUCCCAUGUUUCAUGUAAUUGUAUCCACUAUUGUCUCUGAAGCAUAAUAGGCGUCUAAAAAUUGUGUGCUUCAGUGUUAAAUAAUAAUAUUGUACUUCAUGUUUGUAACAAUGUGUUAAUGGUGCAGUUCUCUGUAGACUAUUGUGCUGAUGUGACAGUUGAAUCACAUAAUAAUUUUAAUCAUUUCGUUAAUUAGCAUGUUUUGUAGUCCGUCUCUUGUUAUCAUUUGUAAUAACUCAUGUAUUAUACUAUUCGUGUUAAUUAGUGUUGUAGUAAGCACUCAUAUAAUACUGUCUUUCAUAAA
Molecule: messenger RNA, 2300 nt
Organism: Geodia barretti
Lineage: Eukaryota; Metazoa; Porifera; Demospongiae; Tetractinellida; Geodiidae
Source: the annotation of a GenBank genome assembly